This is a messenger RNA of Rubroshorea leprosula, 295 nucleotides long. NCBI's taxonomy places the organism in Eukaryota, Viridiplantae, Streptophyta, Magnoliopsida, Malvales, Dipterocarpaceae. The record is from the annotation of a GenBank genome assembly.
CUUUGGAUUUGAAAUCUACUCCCAUUUUUGUUAACCAUCCAAACAUGUAUGGCAAGGAUUACGAGUGUGACGCUCCAGUCAAACUAUUGGAUAAGCAUCUACAUGCAAUGGCAGAAUCUAUAGAUGAACAACUUCUUGUUGUAUCCCAGGUGCUUGUGGCUGACAUUAAUAUUGGAUAUGAGGAGAUUGUCAAUACUCAGGUUCUUGCUUUUAAUGGCAAACCUGUGAAGAAUCUGAAGAGCUUAGCAGAUAUGGUCUAAAACUGUGAUGAUGAAUAUUUGAAAUUCGACCUUGA